AUGAACAAUAUCCGCCAAAUACAAGCGCUCAACAAGCGCGAGCUCGAAAACGCAGUACCCCCCGCAGCAUCCUGGCACGCCGACUACCGCGACACCGCCUACAUUUAUAUCGGUGGCCUGCCCUUCGAUCUCUCCGAAGGAGACGUGGUGACCAUCUGUUCGCAAUUCGGAGAACCAGUGCACGUGAACCUCGUCCGCGACAAAGAAACAGGGAAGAGUCGAGGUUUUGCAUUCCUGAAAUAUGAAGACCAGCGCAGUACAGACCUUGCUGUUGAUAACCUAGGCGGAGCGACGGUUCUGGGACGGGUAAUCCGCGUGGACCAUGUGCGGUACAAGCGACGCGAUGAUGAGGAAGAAGGGGAUAAUGUUGCAAGGCUGAUGGGUGAUGAAGUUCCUAGUGAUGCGGGAGAUCGGAAGAAGAGGAGGGGAAGUGAAGAAGAGGAAUCUCGGAGACGACCACUGCUCAAGGAAGAGAAGGAGUUGGCUGCGUUGAUUCAGAAUCAUGAUGACGAGGAUCCAAUGAAGGAAUUUCUGAUUGAAGAGAAGAAGGAGGAGGUCACACAGGCGCUGGAGAGAAUGGGAACCAGUGAAAAGAAGUCCUCCCGGCGACGAGAUGAUAGCAGGAAACGAUCGAGUCGGCAUCAGCGUCAUCACCGCCGCAGGCGUGACGAGGAUCGAGUGCGCUCUCGCUCGCGCUCAAAGGACAGGAGGCGUCGCGCUGAACGUUCUCGAUCUGGAGAAAGGAGGUCUUAUAGGGACAAGAGGGAUAGAUCUGACAGAGAUCAGUCACCUAGGAGGUCACGGUCGCCUGGAUCACGACAACACCGGGAUAGACACGACCGUCGCCAUUGA
Aspergillus ruber CBS 135680 is the source of this 852-nucleotide messenger RNA. RefSeq lists its product as uncharacterized. The coding region runs from base 1 to 852 and encodes 283 amino acids. Lineage: Eukaryota; Fungi; Ascomycota; Eurotiomycetes; Eurotiales; Aspergillaceae. Gene Ontology annotation, molecular function: RNA binding. The record is from RefSeq and is a predicted model, not a curated record. Gene Ontology annotation, biological process: mRNA splicing, via spliceosome. Gene Ontology annotation, cellular component: precatalytic spliceosome; U2 snRNP; catalytic step 2 spliceosome. The transcript is spliced from 2 exons.